Molecule: messenger RNA, 14737 nt
Organism: Lymnaea stagnalis (great pond snail)
Lineage: Eukaryota; Metazoa; Mollusca; Gastropoda; Lymnaeidae
Source: the annotation of a GenBank genome assembly
ACCACUCUCAACAUUUUAGGAGCCUCAUCAAAUAGCAAAAUGAAGCUGGUUGAUGAUGUUGUUAGGAGUUUGCGUGUUGCAAAAAUAUUUAGAGAAAAUACUGAUCGUAUAAGUAGUUUGAAUUUUUCCGCAAAUGGCGAAACAUUAAUUACCAGUAGUGAUGACGAUUCAAUAGUUAUCUACGAUUGCUUAAAUGGAACGUAAGUGGAUAUAAUCAUUCUUACUUUAUUUUUAUUAAACUAAACACAUUUUUAGACUCUUACUCUUACUGACUUUAGUAACUUACUCUUAGUAUAAAAGUACUAAUAGUAAUAGGAGUAGGCCUGAGUAGGAGGCUUAUGACAAUUCAAAUGUCAAUACCAAAUAGGCCUACUUAGAAAGCCUAAAUUAACCCUUUCAAUUGGUAUUUUUCAUGCUCUAUCUGAUCCGCUUUUAACUAUAGAUUAAGGAGUAAAGAAAUAUAUAUAUAAUAGCAUUGAUAUAUGAAUAUGAUGUCGAUGUGACAUAUGGAUAAGUUGACCAGCGAACUGAACUACGCAGUAGAAACGCCCCACCCCACCCCCGUCUUGCCUCGGGUGAGCGAUUAUUGAAAUAAUAUCACGUGUCGGAAUAUUAAGUUCAUUGGAUUCAGAUAUCACAUGGUAGUGAUUCUCCAAUAAGCAAUUAGGAUAGAAUCACAAUAAAGGCAGUUGCAAAUGUUAGACGCUUCCUUUUCAAGAUCGACUCUUAAGUUAGCACUGUCAAUUUAGAGUACCUUAAACCCGGCUUUUCUAAAGAAGCGCUGAGCCCUGAAAAGCCACGAAGUAAAGAAUUGGAGAAUUCACAUCCACCAUUGAAGUGAUCCCAUUGUAUCGCAUUGCUGUUCGUCCCCUUAUGUGAACGCACUGAGAAGCGUUGAGCCCUGAGAAGCCACGAAGGAUAGGACCAGAGAAUCCACUUCCACACUGAAGUGAUCUCAUUAUUGAAUGAUCUAACCCAGGCCUGCACAACUCAAAAUGUAAGGUGGGCCGUAAUACUUAAUGAAAAACUUGUGCGGGCCAAAAGAAAAUAGGACAGGAAUUGUGCGGGCCAAACGAAAAUAGGACGGGGAAAUCGAUUAAGAAAAUAAUAAGAAUAAAGAAUAUUUCGUUACUUCGUGGGCCGUAAAGUGGGUGCUUGUGGGCCACAUGCAGCCCGUGCACCAUAUGUUGUGGAGGCCAGACAUAUCCAGAUUAUCAGAGCUGCUUCAUAAAGUAACGCUCUGUCAUCUACUUUUGUGUACGCCCUGAGAAGCCACGAAGUAAAGAAUCAGAGGAGCUACCUCCCCAUUGAAGUAUGGCUGUCAUCUACUUAUGUGAGCGCCCUGAGAAGCCACGUUGUAAAGAAUCGGAUGAGCCACCUCCACCUCGAAGUGAAACUACCACUGAUCAAGCCAGAUAAUCAGAACAAUGGACUGAUAAGUUAAGUUUGAAAGGUCUGAUCGCAUAUGAUUGUAAUACAAAGCAAAGCCACUGUUAUGAUGAGAGAUAGGCUAUUCGGGAGGCCAUUGUCCAUAAUAAAAUAGAACCUAGAUUAAUUUAUAAAAGUUGUUUUGCAUAUCCUUCACUAUCAUGCUAUAUAUUAAUACGCCUGUAAAUAAAUAAGUUCAUUUCAUUUACUGAGAGGUGUUAUGAAGUAUUUGAUAGUUUAAGGCUCAAAUGAGUUAAUUAAUUAUGUCCCUUAGUGGGUGAACUCGAUAUAACAAAAUACCCCAAGACAAAAGCAGGUGUGACACUCAUCAGAGAGUUGUUCCAACACCCCCUAAUAUAAAAUUAAUUUCACCUCAAUAUUAAAGCCAACUAAAUAAUUAUAUGUUUGGAUUUAGUACAUCCCAUUUACAAUUGUACAUGGAAAGGGAGAUAACAAGUAAAUAAUUAAUCACACUAAAAUAUGAUACCUUGAAUGGCUUUUAAUUUAUGAUUAAAAAAUAUGAGAUUUCCUGUAGUGGUGUAACUAAGGUUAUUGCCACCCGUGGUGGGCCAAGAUUUUUGCAGUUUCCACACAUAAAAAAUUGAAGUUUGCCAAAUAUGCAGCCCCUCAAAAUAUAGCAACACUAAUUGCUACCUGCCUGUACAUGUACUAAACUCUGGGGUAAUCUUGAAUAUUACUAAGCAUUGUAAAUUCAAUGACAUAGCAUAUUUUGUUAUAAAAAUGAUUUCUUGUUAAAUAAUUUUUAAAAAACUUACUAAAAUUAAUUAAACAGCUUAGACUUAGGCCUAAUAAAUAAACAAGAAAAAUCACUAAAAAAUUCAUAACUUUUCUUCUAUAGGAGAUAAUCUUGGUGUUUUCGAGAAGCUGCCAGCUCUUUUCUAUGAUUCCCUUGUAUGUUAUUUGCACAUUGGUGAAGAAUCAACACUUCUCAAACCUGCUUCUAUUCUACAUAUAUUUCAAAACUUUCCACAUUUCAUUGUUCAUUAAUACUUGUGGCGAUUUUGGAAAAGUGAUUAAUUAUAAACUGGUGGUGUUUUGUGCAGAUUUUCAGUAAUUUUUACUUGCAAUAUAUACUUUUUAAAAUAAAUGAUUCAAUAAUAAUUUAAAAAAAAAAUAUCUGAUUACAAUUCUAAAAACAUUUAUAAAGGCUACAUUCAUUUCCCUUUCAAAUGAUAUACAACACUUUAGGUCUAGCAUAUAUAUUAGGCUCAGGAAAAAUGAGAAUAUGAUUUGAUUUGAUAUUGAAAAUUUACUUUGCAUUUUUCUGCUGCUAAAUGUUUUUCUAAAAUAUGUGUAAUUUUUAAAAAAAUCAAACUUGAAGAAAAUUUGUAGAUUUAUUGUUUAUUUAAUAUAAUUUCUGUGUAAAAAAACAUUUUAUCAAUUGGUACACACAUUUUUAAAAGACUUAUAGUAAUUUGACAUUUGUGAAUUAUUUCUUUUUAUAUAUAUUUUUGUCUGUGCUGUUGUCAAAAAAUUAAAAAAAAAAAAAUUAUAUUCCAAAUUUAUAUUAAAGUAAUUUAUAGAAAAGUACUUUCCAUUAAUAUCCAACAUUUGAGGAUCUUUUAAAUGAAUCUCGGGAUUUAAAUGAAACUAUAACAGUGUUUUUUUUUCUGUGCCUGAAAGUGCUGGGUAAAAUGAUAUUGAUGCUUUUAGGUCACCGUUGUAUUGCUGUGCGCAGUAACACCCACAACUGAGACUAUGCGAAAGGAAAGAUGGCGAUCUUGAUCCAUUUCUGAGGCAUACAAUAAAAUUGCUAUUUUUUCCUCGUUUUGUUGGUAGUGUACUACUUUUCUACCUUCACUUUGCAAAGUUUGUAAGGAACAUUAGACUACGAUUUAUGAGUGAGCCUCGGAAGAAAAACAUUCUUCUGGACUCUUAAACGUAUCCCAACAAAAUUAACUAAAUUUGAUUCCUGUUCAUCAUGAAUUAUGCUUAGGUCAGUAAGGGAGCAUCAAUGUCUGUUCAUUUUCAAAUUAUGCUUAGGGCGCAUCCUGUUCCUCUAACUACUUCCAAAAUAAACUAUUCCUGUUUCUGAAUUGGGUUACCGUUUUGUGAACCACAAAAUUUCUGCAUGAUCUAUGCCUAUAUUAUAAUAAAAUAGUUUUUGUUAAAAGUAUAUCCUAUUACACAAGCUAAAUUAUGACAACAAAGACUUUUUUUAGUAAAGAUUAGGGUUGCACCAAUUUAUUUUAGGUAAUGUACCUAAUCUGCAAUUUUGCUUAUAUAUUGGCAUUUAAAAAAAAAGAAAGACAACUGGGAAAACCAUCUUUGGAUUCAGAAAAACCUUUCCUGAUUAUUGGAUAUCAGAAAAUCCUAUCUAGAUGAUGAUGAUACUUAUAUGUAGCUUGAUAUGAUAUAAUCUAAUCUAUUGGCAGUUGUCUUGCUGUUCAAUUGGUAUGUCUAAAACCACAUGAGGGUGAGGACAUAUGGAUUCUUCUGUUUUCAGACUUUGACUGCUUACAUGAAUUAAUGUGGCCAUUUAUUUUUAGAUGAAUUUAUAUUGCUUGUACAAUAUGCAAUGACUUAAUGUAGAAUGUACAGUUUAUUCAAAGGAUCCUAGAGUUAAGUUCAAAAUUUAAAAAGUUUACCAUAUAAAAUAUAUAUAUAUAUAUAUAUAUAUAUAUAUAUAUAUAUAUAUAUAUAUAUAUAUAUAUAUAUAUAUAUAUAUAUAUAUAUAUAUAUAUAUAUAUUCAAAAUUUAAAAAGUUUACCAUAUAAAAUAUAUAUAUAUUAUAUAUAUAUAUAUAUAUAUAUAUAUAUAUAUAUUUAUAAUUUUUAAAUGUGCCAUUGCCAUACCCAUGUUUGACCUAGCCAGAGGUUGAGCUGGACAGUGGUAUAUGUUUCCUUUUUAGGAUGCAUACUCACUCAUAAACUUCUGUUCACUAAUUGGAAGUUAGAAUUUUUAAAUAGUUGUUAUUUUAUUACAGAGUCUUACAAUGAUGUGUUUUUUUAGAUGCGUUUGUUGGAUAGUCAGUCGUGUUGUGGAGGGGUUUUUGAAACAGGGCUUUUAUAACUUUGUUUUUAAUUAUCUGAUGCAGUCUAGGUAUUUUCAGACAGGCCUUUUAUAAUUUUUUUUUAAUGAUCUGAUGCAGUCUAUGUAUUUUUAGACAGGCCUUUUAUAAUUUUGUUUUUAAUAAUCUGAUGCAGGCUAGGUAUAAAUGAGAGAUUACUCGUUGCCUUUUAAGCACACCAAAAAUAAAGUUUUUAUAGCUAGAUCGCUGCAAUAAUUUUACAAAUUCUACAUUUUAAUCAAAUUUUAUUUUAAAUUGUUACUUCCAUGUAAGGAUGAAUUAAUAGACUUCAUUUAAAUAAACAGAUUACAGUGUAAAAAUAAGCUUUUACUAAAAAACUUUCUUGGUUUCAUUUUUUUGGCUUGUCAAUCAUUUUUCCUUCUUUCUAAGCUAAAACUUGAACUGAUGAUUCUGCAAUAUUGUUAACAAUGCAUCGUAAGGAUUUUUCAUUUUUACUAAAAUUGAUUUUUCAUUUCUUUUGACAGACCGAAGAGAACACUGAACAGCAAAAAAUAUGGGGUAGAUUUAAUUCGCUAUACACAUGCACAAAAUACAGCACUUCAUUGUUCCACUAAAGUGGAUGGUAUGUAUAUGUUUUGUUUUCAUACCAUUCUAAGUAGAUCUCUAUCAAACUCAUAAGCUGCAUGCAUACUGAAACCUUCUGUUCUCAAACCUCAAGUAUUUACGCCUGCUCUUAGUUCUUCAUUUUAACAAAUCAUACAUACUUAAUCCAAGUAUAAUUUUAAAUGCAGUGUUCUUUCUACUUCUAAUUUUAUACAAUGUCAACGUAAAAAAAAUAAUAUCAGUUUUGCAAUUUUUUGCGGUCGAAAAAAUUAUUUUAAUUACUGUCAUAUUUGCAAUGUCAUGUCAAAAUAUAGUUUGUUUUUCACAUUAAAACAAUAUAGUUACAAUGUGACUCUAAAAUAAGUAAUACAAGUUGUAAGUAUUUUUUGGCAUUAUUAAUGUUUUCUGCUUUUGCAAUGCCUUAUGCUCACACAAGCACAGCUUUGACAGAGCAUACAUCUGUCCCUGUCAAACAGGAAAAAUGAAUUAUCUUCUAGAUCUUCAAAGCAUUGAAAACUUUAUUUCUUUACUUUUUUCUUUCAGAUACAAUACGUUAUUUAUCCCUUCAUGAUAAUAAAUACAUACGAUAUUUUCCAGGGCAUACAAAAAAGUAAGUGGCAGAUAAUUUAGAUCAGAUUACAAAUCUUUAAAGGAAAUAUAGGGUCAAGGAAAUAAAUGAAUCCAGUCAAUCCAACCUAAUACUGAUUCUUAUUGCUGGAUCAAAGGAUAUACACAAUUUUUUUUUUUUAAACAUAAUUUAGUGGUUCCCAAAUAGUGCACUGCAGUCCUGGGGGGGGGGGGGGGUUAUAUGAAUGAAAUAUUGCAAAAUGUUUAUACAUUUAUUUAGAUAUUUAGAAUUUAAUGUGACAAAACGUCAUACUAACAAACCUGCUACGAAAUGAUUAUAUCAAUGUAUUUGCCUUGGCUCAAGAUCCAUUUAACUAAAUUUUGGAUAGUAAAAAAUAAAUAUCCCAUUCUGAGUUGUAUAGCUGGGAAUUUUUACAAAUUCAAUUUGCUACUUAUUAUACUUGCUUAAUUUGCUAAUGCUUAUGUCUCCAUUAGAGUGGUCACCUUGUGUAUGUCCCCUAUAGAUGAUGCAUUUAUUUCUGGAUCAAUGGAUAAGACAAUCCGACUCUGGGAUUUAAGGUCACAGAACUGUCAGGUACAAUUUAAGAAUUAUAAAAUGAUUGCAUGAAAAUGUAAAUGUUCAAACUGUUAUCUUCAUAGUAUAUACAUCUUUUUAACAAAAAUCUCCUCCAAGUAUUUACUGUUCAAACUUGCUACUCUUGUAUCAUCUUUUAAUGUGUCUCUGAAUUGCAAGUAUUUAUGUCUUCCACAGCUGAAAUAUUCAAAUUUUUUUAAGAAUGUUGACAUUAAAAGCUUGUAAAAUUAGUAUCUGGAAAACAAAAAUGUCCAAUUAACUGUCUAAAUUCAAUAUAAUUACAUGUCUAGAGUUUUUCAUUUUUACCUGAAGUAACAAUCAUGUUUGAUCUAUCCUUAUAGGAUUUAUAUUAAAUGUUUACCCAAUGAGCCAUCAUACGUAAUUGCUUAUUUCAGGUUAUAAUAGUAUUACUAUGGUACAAAAUACAAUUUGUCAAUUAAAAAUUGGCUUAUAAUUUAAAUCUUAAAAUACAUUUGUUACCCAAUGAAAGCUAUAACCAUUUUAUGAUUUUUUAAUAACAAGUUCGGUGAUAUAUCUCAAAGAAAUAAGCAGCUAUUUUAUAUCAAGAAAAACUCGCCUGUUUCUGUAUUUUUAGAAUAGAAAAUUGAAAACCUGCUGAUAUACAUGUGUCAUAUUACUAUUUGAAAUUAAUAAAUUAAAUGCUUUAGAAACAAUUUGCAAUGUAAAUUUCAAAUCUUUUCCUCAUGAAAACAUAGCCCAAAGGUUUUUAUCUAAUAAAAAAUUAGCCCUGACUUAACUAAAAAAUUCUACUUAGGUCAAAUUUUUUUACAAAGCUGUUGUUAAACUAAAACAUUCUACAUAGGUCAAUAUUUUUACAAAGCUGUUGUUAAAUGAAUAAUUUUAUGUAAAUGUUUUUUUAUGUCAUGAAUCUUUUUUUUUCAUUUUGCUUAUUUUUAUGUGAAGCGUGGUGAGCCUAGCUCUAGACUGGAGUUCAGCGCUAUACCAGACCUCUUUAAUAAUAAUAAUAAUAAAUAAGAUCAAAAACAAGAUAUUUGAAACCCUUCAAUGUCAUAACAAAAAAGGCAGGUUAGGGACCCAUUUUCCAGAAGAUGGUGGCAGCCUUGGUAUUUCUCGACCCAGCCCCAGGGAACUAGUCAGUAGCAUCUGAUAAUUGAAUUUAAAGCUAAUUAUAUUUUUAUUUUAACCUUUAUGCACUAAUUUUUCUAAUUAAGCUGUCAAUACUAUUUAAUAUUCCUUUGAAAUACUACAUCAAACAGGGACUGAUGCAUCUGUCUGGGAGGCCUGUUGCAGCUUUUGAUCCCGAAGGUCUAAUUUUUGCUGCUGGUGUAAAUUCAGAAAGUGUGAAGCUCUAUGAUCUCAGAUCAUUUGACAAAGUAUGUACUGUUUUUUAAUUCUUGAGAACCAUUGCCUAAAAUAUUUGUAAAUGCUGAGGAUAAUUUAAAAACAAAGUUGUACGCUCUCAGUUUGUAAUUAAAGACGGUGAUGUGUGAUUUGACAGGGUCCCUUCACAACGUUCAAGCUCCCUCAAGACAAAGAGUGUGACUGGACAGGUCUCAAGUUCAGUCCUGAUGGGAAAAUGGUUUUAAUCUCUACAAACGGCAAUGUGAUUCGACUCAUUGAUGCUUUUCAGGGUACUCCUCUUCAGGCUUUUAUGGUAAUCAUGUAUUAUUAUUAAUUUAGAUUAGUCGUAUCAGAAAAGUGAAUAAGAUUUUACAUUAAUUUGAAUAAAGAUGAGAGAAGAACUUUUUAUUUCUAUAACUUAUACAGUGGAAGAACCUGUUGCGAACUUCUUAAAGGACUUUGCCAUGUAGCAAACUUCAGCAGUAGGUGCGUUUGCUGAAUGGGCAGUUUGAGAGGCUCCAUGUUAUCCCCAAACAUCGGGCCGCGGACCGGUACCGCGUGGAUCAAAUGGUUCAGGGCCGCCCAAGAAACAUUAAAUUAUUUCCAUUUUAUAAGCUUGCCAGAUUUUCUGGAUGAUAAGUACGGACGUAUGGACACAGGCUCACAGCAACCAGAAUCAUACAGGCGGCUGGGGUGGGGGUGGUGUUGUUGUGCUUGAUUUUUUUUUGGGGGGGACACUCCCCCCAAACUCGUAGGUACAAGUAACUGUUAGCCUUCAUCCCUAAAAAAACCACCAAAGACAUCAAACGAUUUAAUGUGUAAUUGUGAUGUCACAGGAUAAAUAUUUUUUUAAAUAAUGAGUCGCGUGUUUGUGCAGCCGACAAUUUGGCCAGCCCAGUGGUCCUCAUAUUAUGCGUCACUCUGGGUGCCAUGUUGCUCUCAGGCAGAGCCAUGAGAAAAGGGCAAAGAGGGCAGUCACAGCUGGCACCAAAUUCAUCUUUAUAUGGUAUCUUAAUAGUGAAUGAAAAUAUCAAUGGCGGAAUACCCUGAGAUUGCCACCACAGCACUUAAAUCCCAUUGCCAUUUCCGACAUCCUAUCUGUGUGAAGCGGGGUUUUCUGCAGUGACAGCAACCAAAACAAAACAACGGAAUAAACUGGAGAUAAGCAACACACUUCAGGUGUCAUUGUCUCCUAUUACCCCAAGAUGGAACCGUCUCGUUGCAGAAAAACAAGCUCAUGGUUCUCAUUAAUUUAGCGUUAUAGUGAGUUAAAAUGAUCCAUCAGUUGAUAUUCAUUUUUGAUGUAACUGUAUUUUAUUUUGAAGGCAUGUUUAACUGCAAUUAAAUAAAAAUUAUAAAUCAAAACAAUCCAAAAUAUAAACAAUCAACACCUCCAACCGCUCAGCAAGCCGCUGUAAAAUUAUCAAACGUUGACCGGUCCGCUGCGAUAAAAAGUUUGGGGAUGACUAGUCUAGGAGAACAGCACUAUAUGAUGUAUGCUGUUGUCCAUAUGGUUGAACACUCUAGGCUUAAAGCCUAGGAAUGGAUAAGCCGACAGACAUUAAUCAAAACUUAAAAGUUUGUCAGCUACUUGAAAAAUAUUCCCCACUGAGAGAAUUAUAAAGUGCAAUAGGUUCACAGAAGAAAGUCAGUUACUAUCUCUAAAUCAGGAAAUCCUGAAAAGGAUUGCCUGUAUUCAACUGAACAUCAAGUUCCAGAAAUGGGAACAUUUUAGUUGCAUUAUCAAGUGGGGAGUGGUUGACGGCCGGUUUGGUUGGCGGGGUGGUGCGUUGGGGAGGACCAUAUGAGCCUCAAGGCUCGGUGUUCGCUGAUUUUCUUAAGUUAGUUAGUUAGUUAGUUAGUUGCAUUAUCAUGGUUUCAGUUAAGUGUGUCUCGAAUGGGAAAAGCAUGUGUCAUAUUUGUUGAACCAGGGACCAAAUAAACCAGCCAUCACUGUGAUGAUGUUGGCUUUGUAAUAUUUAAGCUAAAUGUGGUUGCCUUAACUGGAAGUUGCAACAGGACAGAACUUCUCAAACAGACAGAAACACAAUUAACUUGUUGCAUAAGGAUAAUAAUAUAAUCACCUACAUUUAGCCAGUCAUGUCGCCACCUAACAGUCCUGAUUUAAACCCAGUUGUUUAUGCCAUGUGGGGAGCUCUGCAGGAAAACGUUUAACUUCAGGGAAAAUGUGCAAGUUUAUCAGUUGAAAGUGGCAAUAGUCAAGCAAUGUAGAAAACUUUUGCAAUGCUUUAUUGACAGAAGCAUAAACGAAUGGUGCCAACAUUUGGAAAAAGUUGUUGAAGACAAGGGAAAACAUACUGAACAAAAUAUCUUAUUAUUAAAAUUGUUGAGCAUAUAACUGCAAAAUUACAAAACAAUUACUACAAUAAUUAAACCAUAUAUUAUACUACUGUAUCACUUAUUCGGUUUACCCUGUAUAUAUAAUUUUAAUUUUUACUCAUAUAUUAUUGUUGAAUAAAUAAAUAAUCCUUAAAAGAACACCAUAGUAAAAAAAAACAGUAGAAAAUAACUUAUUUGUUGUAGAAUCUUGAAAUUGUGUGUAUUAAUGUAUAGAAUUUAACAGCCUAGUCCCUGGCUGGCAAGCCACAAUUUCACGUAUCAAUAGUUUUUCAUGAAAUAUUUAUUUCAACAAUUUUGCUUCAGGGAUUUACAAAUCACAAAGGCAUUCCAUUAGAAGCUUCAUUCACUCCAGAUGCAAGAUAUGUUUUCUCAGGUAGGUUGUUGUUGGGCACAUAGUAUCUUCAAUGAAAUUUUAAGUCAGGACAUUGGAAUGUGUUAGAAUUAUGCACAGAAAAAUAGUAAUUGACUUAAAGAAUUUUGCAAUAUUCAUUUUUAAUUUUUAUUGAUUUAAAAUUUAUGAGACUUGUAUUUCACAUCAAGCAGAAACUGAAUGUGCAUUUGUAAUUUAGCUAUUAAUGACUGACAUACCAUAUUUAUUGGCGUGUAACACUCACUUUUUCUCCCCGAAAAUAGGGGGCAAAUCAUGUAUGCGUGUUAUACGCCGAUAUAAUGUUUAGUUUUUUCCCUGAAAUUACCUUCUUAAAUUGAGGUGUGUGCUAUACGCGGGCGUGUUAUACAUCAAUAAAUACAGUAAUUUAAAUUUUUACCUUUAUAUCUAUGUCAUGGAGAAUAAGUGUAAUUUUUUAGUUUACAUAAUACAUCUUUAAUAUAAUCCUAUAUAAAUGUAUAUGUAACUAGGAUCAACAGAUGGUAAAGUUCACUGCUGGAGCACAGAAUCUGGUGUUAAAAUGGCCAUCUUGCAGUCUGAUCAUCCAGGACCUAUUCAAUGUAUUCAAUUCAACCCCAAAUAUAUGAUGAUGGCAUCUGCAUGUCAAAAUAUGGUUUGUGUUUUAUUCUAUCAGUAAAACUUAAUUGAAUGUACACUUUUUUAAGGAUUUCUACGUUAGAGAAUAUUGGCUUAGGGGCCAACCAUUUAGUACAUACACACUGAGGGGGUGGAGGUUUAGUGGACAGGUACAGAUGGCAGAGGUUUGUCUAGGUAGAAAGAAUAUACAUUUAUUUACACCUUCUGCAAUAAUAAACGUGAAAUUCUGAUCAUCCCUAAAUAGCAUGUAGUUUUUAUCUCUAAUGCUUGAACAAUAUCACACAAUGUUUUGUGUUUGUCGUACUGUAGCUUUGGGUGUACUGAAGCUUUGGGUUUUCGCAAGUGAACUUGCUAGAUAUCGCACUAGUGACAGAAAUAUUUAGAUCAUUGUUUGCUUUUGUAUAAUUUCUUUUCAUGUUUCUUUGCAUGUGAUAUAAUUAUUUUGAUUGGCUAAGCCAGCGAUUCCUAAAAUUUUUCAAUUCUCACAUUUUUUAAAGGAAGGAACUCUGUAAAACUAUUUUGUUUCUUUCUAUUGAAAAGUUAAAAAUUUCUUGUGUUUAUAUUUUUGAAAUUUUUUGUAUCAAGCUAAAAUUUGUGUAUGUUUUUUUGUUCAAACAAUCCCGGUACUCAUGGUAGAGAUAAUUAUGAUAGUAGAGCUAUCUGUUAAAGUAAAGGACUAUUCUUAAUUCUAGCAGCACAAGUUUGAGACUAAAUAACCGGUAUUAUAUGAAUAUACUUUUAUUAAUCAUUUAUAUUCACCCAAAUAACUUGAUUUUUCUUACUGAAAGCAUAUUGUUUUAUGUGUCUGAAAAACUGCUGACAAAUAGGACCUAACAGUCGGCGUGGGUUUGAGUGGCAGGCAGAAAAGCACUAGCACAUUUUCUACUCAAAUUUUAAAUGUCAAGGUCCAUAUCAUUUUACAUAGCUCACAGAAUUCCCAAAGUCAUGUUACAUGAUUACUUUUCCAAUUUACUAUCAGAAUAUAUACAGCGCCAGAUUUCCCAUAAGGCCAAAUACGUAGAAAUGAACAAAUAUUUACAAAUUUUAAAGUAUUAAUUUGAAAAGGCCAUAUAGAUUGCUGUUUUUUACAUACACAUUAAGUAAAUUGAGCAGUUCAUUUAUGUUCCCCAUCACUAUAGCUUGCGCCGUCACAGACAAAAAGCAUUUGCUAAUUCUCUCUCACUCAUUUGGUUGUAACUACGUGGUAAAGGAAAAAAGUGGUUCCAAGCGUUUCAUUUUGCAGUGAUGUCCCUUGACUUAAUGCUGCUCUGGUGGGGAAAAGAGGAAGGGGGGGGGGAUCACAACAAACACACCCCGCCAUCCCCACCCCUCAUACAUAAAUUAUACGAAUAUUCUGUAUGGCAUUGCUUUUAAAGAGUACUAUUAUUGUAACCUAAAUAUUAUGCAGCAACAGUUUCUUCCUUUGCCUAUCUAAACAAUCUUCAGCUUGCCAAUGAGCAAACCCAACUUACGAAAAAGGUCGCUGAUUUGGGAUGUUUAAAACAAUAAGAAAAACAAAAUUGGAGUCGACACUAACACUGGGAAACGUAUACACGGGCAGUGGUGACAUUAGGGUUGGUGUCACCCUCUCCAGACUUCUCCCUUAGACCUCCUUCGAGUCUGCUUUCUCUGGUGGCACUCUCCUCUGGUGCCACGCUGCUCUGAUGGCAACCUGAUCAGGUGGUACCCUGCUGUUGUGGAAAUAAAUAUAGACUGAUGGAGACAAAUGAGGAGAGGGCUAGUGUAGUCAGCUACCAAAUAGCCGCCCAGCUACUGAGCAUCCCAAGAAUAAAGAUGGAGACAAAAGCCAGGCUAAUUAACAUUAUCUUCAUUCCAACCCUUACCAGUGGAAGUCCUCGGCUCUGAUUAAAAGUCUAGAAGUCAGCAUCGUAUCUCACGGGUGAAUAUUUUUCACUCUCAAGGUGAGCAGCUGAAAAAAUGAGAUGGGACCACAAUCCGAAACAGGAGAAAAAAUAUUUGGUGCCAUUGCAGUAUAUGUCCAUGUAGCAAAUGAAUUAGUUUGGCCAGCUGGUCAGAAUGCCUGUCAACCAACCUUCAUUGCAAGCUACUACAAUAGUCUUUAUUCAGGUUUCACAGCCAGAGGAGGACCGCACUGAAUAACUUUGUAAAAGAUACACCCAAAAAUCUACAGCAUGAACCACCAGCAGGCUUCACAACUUGCGGCAAAUCAACCGUACCUCCCUGCUGCUGCCCUGAUUCCCUCGAUAAAAGCGAAUAGCAGAAGAAGUUCUUGGUUAGAUGUCGCGUUCUGUUACAUUGGAUAAAAAAUGAAAAAUAAAAUAAAGAUAAUGGUGUUUCAUGGCACCCCUGUGAGGAGGCGUUGGCUCCCCGGGGUGACAAGGCCCAUAUUUUUCGAACCACUGGGUUAUGCCAUGGAGACAGCGGAGAAAACCGGUGACAGAUCUUUUACUGUGACACCAUAUUUGUCUAUACACUUAUUGGGGGUGGGUGGAGUGUGCAUGAGCAGGGAGGUGGGGGGUAUUAAAAAUAGUAUGUAUGCAGUGGGGGGAGAGAGGUUGAAAUUAUAUUUUUUUUUGCAUACCACUAUGUACUAUGUUGUUGGCCCCUUAUAGUUAAAGGGAAAAUUGGUCACUGGAGGGAGGGGGGGGGUAUUAAAAAUAGUUUGUAUGCAGGGGGGGGAGAGAGGUUGAAAUUAUAUUUUUUUUUGCAUACCACUAUGUACUAUGUUGUUGGCCCCUUAUAGUUAAAGGGAAAAUUGGUCACCCACCCUACUGUAUUAUGAAAUACUGGUAUGAAGAGAAUAUUGGUCACACACUGAAUUAAAUGUUUCCCUUUGUUUGUUUAACUUUUAUUAACUUCAUUUUUGCAGGCAUUUUGGCAACCAGCUGUUGAUGACUGAUGUCCAAGACAUAAUUUUUAACGCUCUGAAACUAGCUUCAAACAAUUUUGUGUUUACUGACACUUUGUUGUGUAGUCGGUAUUGAAUCACACCACCAAAAUAAUGACGCCCAUUGCAUUGAAUGUAUUAUAUUUCUUUUGUUUUGAUAAAAAUCAUGAUAUUUUUCAUUUCCCAUAGUUUAUUGUGAGGGUUAUUUAAUUUUAAAAAUGUCAAACUUUUGAUGUUCUAAAAUAUGAAACUUUACUUUUUCAACCAUCGAUUGGUAAAACUAUUUAAGCUACAAUUCAGCAAUAGUAAAGCAUGUUAAUUUUAACAAAAUCUGCUCAUUCCUGAGAUUUUUAUUUGCCAUUUACAAACCCACUCACUCCAAAAAUAUUUGAAUAGAAGUGGAAAUUUAAGUGUAGGAUGUUAGUUAAAAUGUAAAUAAAUAUAAAUAGUCUGAUGUUCAACCAUUUAUAACUCUUAAAGUUUGAUGAUAUUAUCCAAAAAAACACAUUCAUGAAUUUUUAUGUUAUGGAUGAAAAUAAAAACAACUACUUUCAAGUAACUAUUAAACGUUAUUUGAGCUGCAAACAUUUUUUAUUUCAUUUUAUCACUCGGUUCAAUUGAAUCCUUCCUUAUUUUAUAUUUAAUCCAAAUGGAAUGAUUAUGAAACUUUUGAUUAAACUUGUCAAAGUGAGCAGCUAAAACUUAACAUAUCUGAUUAUUACUUUGUUGUUUCAUUCACUUGUCUUAUAAUUUAUACGUCUCCGAAUGUUAUUUUAUCCAGUCAGUAUGUCAAAAAAAUCUAACGGCACACUGCUACAAUGAAAAAUUUCAAGUGUUCAGUAAUCAAAUAAAAUAACAUUCGUUAUAACUCUCGGUUGUUCUAUAAAUAAAUCCACUACACUGCUAUUAGAAUUGCUUUCAGUUGUUGGUCAUUUUAUGUGAAUAGUUAACAAAUAGUCUCAUUACUUAAAUUGCACCUGAUGUUGAAAAUAAACUGCAUUUUUUUUUACUUUG